Messenger RNA from Cercospora beticola, 1093 nucleotides. Its product is annotated as alpha/beta hydrolase. Gene Ontology annotation, molecular function: hydrolase activity. Lineage: Eukaryota; Fungi; Ascomycota; Dothideomycetes; Mycosphaerellales; Mycosphaerellaceae. The record is from RefSeq and is a predicted model, not a curated record. Gene Ontology annotation, cellular component: nucleus; cytoplasm.
AUGCUCACAGACUACGAGGCUAUCGGUCACGACGCCGAUACGUUUGAUCUUGCGGCCCAAAUUGCAGGGGCGGACACUUUUGAAUCAAGUCUGGAAGUGAAUCUCGAAAAGGAGCCGCCCACAUGGCGUCUAGACAAGAAGAUGCGAAUCCUGUGCCUUCAUGGCUUCGGACAAAGUGGCGACUUCUAUCGCAUGAAGAUGAAACGCAUUUCUCAGUAUCUGGAGCAGAAUCUUGACCCAGACCUACACGGUGAUUACGCAGAUGGUAUAGAAUGGAUGUUUCCGGAUGGGCCGAUUGAGCUCACAACGGAGGCGCUACAGUCGGACAUUCUGGAGAUGCGUGCGUGGUGGACCAGGCUAGAUUUCACGAUCAGGCUUGACCAAUUGUACAGCAGCCUGGACUACUUGACCAAGUAUAUCCGGGAGUAUGGGCCAUUUGAUGGCGUCGUCGGGUUCAGCCAAGGAGCAUCCAUCGCCAUGAUGCUCACCGCACUCUGCGAAGGCAGUGUGAGACCGGAGCGAGUGACGGCGCUGGCGAAUCAAGGACUUCCACUGCUUAUACCACCACCGCAGACUCCUUUCAAAUUCGCGAUCGCAUGCUCGGGAUUCCGGAAUGCACCCCAAUUCUACGACGGCUUCUUCACACCAAAGAUCAACACUCCUACAAUGCACGUUAUUGCCGAUUGGGACCACAUGGUAUCGGCGCAGAUGUCCGCCGAUAUGAUUGCUGCCUGCGAAAACCCAGUCGUCAUUCGACAUGCAGGAACACAUGCUCUACCAACCGACAGGAAUAGCAUGUGGGAAAUGUCACAAUUCUUCAACCGAUCUUGCAUUAAGGCGGCGCUUGCGGAGCGAUCGCUGGCUGUAGAAGGCCUCCCGUUGAGACGAGCCUCGCUGAUCACACAAGCGACAUUGACAGUGACUGCUAUAACCAAUGUUGCAUUGUCGGAGAGCGAGAUGCCGCCAUUGACGAAUGCUUCUACAUCGCCGAAGAGUUCCGGCCCACCGUCACCGGGGUCAAGUGUUUCUGGCGCGACCAACACUAUAGGGAAACGGAGGAAGCGCCUACGAUUCGCUCGUCGGAUUACUAUAC